AGAAACGUUGACAAAAUGUUGCGACAGCUCUAUUUUUCUCACUACAACUACAAUUAUUUUGCUCCUGGUGUUCAAGAUGAAUACAAUUUUGUUCGAAACAAGAUGUCUUCAGCGUGGAGCGCAGACAGUGGCGAAGGUCCUCCAACAGGGGCGUCCGCAAACUCAGACAGCAAAGCCAACAGCUCCAGCGAGGAUCUGGCCGACGCUGAAGGUGUAUGGAGCCCUGACAUUGAACAGAGUUUCCAAGAAGCUUUAGCCAUAUACCCACCAUGUGGCCGUCGGAAAAUUAUAUUGUCAGAUGAAGGAAAAAUGUAUGGUCGAAAUGAACUUAUUGCCCGCUACAUCAAAUUGCGCACAGGGAAGACACGCACCAGGAAGCAAGUGUCCAGUCAUAUUCAAGUCCUGGCCAGAAGGAAAGCCAAAGAAAUACAGGCACAACUCAAAGUAAUUACGGAGCCGCAGGACCAGGCGUCCCGAGAUAAGGCUCUCCAGCAGAUGGCGUCGAUGUCAUCUGCGCAGAUUGUGUCAGCUAGCGCAAUCCACAACAAGGCCCUCGCCUCUGGUCUCAGUUGUCUCCCGAGCAUGACCCCAGUCAGACCUGCCUACCCAGGGGCUCCAUCGUUCUGGCAGCCUGGCAUAACACCACAAGGAGAUGUGAAGCCGUUUAGUUCGUCGGGCUAUGGCAUCGACUCCAAGCUCCAGUCCUCCAUACCCGGUGACGUGUCUCCAGCGUGGCAAGGGAGGUCCAUAGCGGGGCCAAAGCUCCGAUUGGUGGAGUUCUCCGCCUUCUUAGAACAGCAGCGAGAUCCUGACUCCUACCACAAGCACCUGUUUGUCCACAUCGGGUCAAAUGCUGGCUACAACGAUCCACUCCUGGAGGCUGUGGACAUCCGCCAGAUCUACGACAAGUUCCUCGAGAAGAAGGGCGGCCUCAAAGAGCUGUAUGAUAAGGGGCCUCAACAAUCUUUCUUCCUCGUUAAGUUCUGGGCUGAUAUCAACACCAAUGUGCAGGACGAGGCAGGAGCUUUCUACGGGGUCACAAGCCAGUACGAGAGCACAGAGAACAUGACGAUACAAGUAUCCACUAAGGUGUGUUCAUUCAGGAAGCAGGUCGUAGAAAAAGUUGAGACGGAGUACCCUCGGUUUGAGAACGGGCGAUUUGUGUAUAGAAUCCAUCGUUCCCCGAUGUGCGAAUACAUGAUCAACUUUAUUCACAAACUGAAGCACCUGCCGGAGAAAUACAUGAUGAACAGCGUGCUUGAAAACUUCACUAUUCUCCAGGUGGUAACCAAUCGUGACACACAGGAGUGUCUUCUGUGUAUUGCCAAUGUGUUCGAGGUGUCAACAAGUGAACAUGGAGCCCAGCAUCACAUCUACAAGCUUGUCAAAGACUAACCAGCAUUCGUGGGGAAACAGACUAUACAAACAUUAUAUAUUGUCCGCUCAUUCACCAUUGAAGCAAUAAGAGCUGUGUUUGUGAAGACCUGGUCAUCAGACACAACGCAUGAAACACUCUGGUGAAACUCAGAACACAUUAUGUGCCUUUAUCAUGCAAGACCUUAUCCUCUUGGUGCAUAGAUCUGCUGGAUUCGUCUGGCUGUGUGAUACGGGAUUAUAUUCAAUGAGCAAGAACAUGUACCAGUCAGGACAGAGCUUAUGCCCCAGCUUGUCCGUGAUUGGUCGAUCUCGUCUAGAGAGUCUUCUUAGACGCAAUAGUGCUUAUGGUUGCCAAAUGAUUAGUACAGACUGCAGUAGUUGCGAAACACUUUUGUGGUAGAUUCUUUCUUGUAGGAGGAAAUUGGAACCUGUUUCUUGUGAUUUGUUUUUUGUUUUUUUCCGUUGCUGAUAGUUGUGAGUGUGUAGUUGCUGAUGCCGCAUCGUGAAGUGGAACGACCAAGUGCUACUUUCAUCGGACGGACUGAUGGAUAUGUGAGACCAUUCUCCGUCAGUGUUCAAGGUUGAGCAGUAAACUAUUCAUGCUACGCUGCAGAACCUGUGUCCGGACCGUUCCACUUCGCUGCUGUAGUUACCCGUGUCUUUUGUUAGCAUGCCUUGGUGAUCACAUCAGAUUACAAUGAAACUGUUUGUUUGGAUUUCAUGAAUAGUGUACUGUAAACAUGUUUUUUAGGACACAACUGGAUACAGUUUCAGAUUAUGUUCAAAUUUAUUUGUUUAGUAUAUCUCCAUUGUUGAUUCAUCAUCAAGGCAUCCAAAUUGUUUCUGAGCAUUAUUUACUGCUUUAAGAAAAAAACGUCCAAACAGUAUUACGCAAACUUUGAAGAAUGACAUUUGGUUGAUUUGUUGAAUGCUAAAUUGGCAUUAAGAUAAACUGCUGCAGUAGUCACAAUCUAGUGCUGCUUAUACAAAGGCAGACAACUCUUUGGGAGUACUGUCCAGUGGGCAGACAACUCUUUCAGAGCUCUGUCCAAUGGGCAGAUCACUUAAAGAACUGCCAUAAGGGUAGACAACUCAUUGUUACGGCAUAAGUUUUUCACUGUAUAUUGCCCAUUGCCUCACAUCUCCUUCAACUGAAACUUAUAUUUUCUUACUGUCUGUGUGUAUACAUAUGUUUCAUGUCAAAUUACAAGAUAACUAUUUAUUCAUAGCCAUAUAUAUCUCUGAACGUCCACUAAAGAUCCGACCGCUCGGUGGUCGCAUGUGCCUUAAACAUAUUGUACGUCUCAAGACAGCGUCUACUUAGGGUCAGGUACUGAUCAUCCAAACAGGCUUUGUUAAAUAGUUCUUUUAUAUACAUGUUGUCGUGAACGUGGUUUCCUGUUCGAGCAAAACCUAUUAAAUAUUUCAAUUUUUAUGCAAUUUGAUAAAACGGCAUUCUACUGCCCUCAAUAAUGUUUGCCUGCCAUCUCAUGUAAUUCUCUUUUGUGCCUUUCUACUGUCCUUAGAUGUCCAGGAUAUUCCCUCCAUGGUAACAGUGUUAAAUAUAAUGUUUGUAAUUUAUAACAAAAGGUUAAAACGUAUUUGGAUUAUUUAGACCAUCAUGGCAACUUGAUAUGUCAAGCAAUAAAUUAUUCUUUUAUAAUAUACAUACAUAAUAGCACCCUAGCAUGAUAUAAUGAUAUUGAACUAAAUAUUUUUAAACUUUAACUUCAUGCAGUAUUCGCAUACAAUUAUUGUAUUUUAGAUUUAAGAUUUUGAAACUUGUUAUAUGAUGAUAUGAAGAUGAAAUAUAUUUUGAACAUUUGCUACUUGGAAAUGUUUGAAUACAUUUAUUAAAUUUUAUAAUUGGGAAGUUUGAACCUUGUAAUAUAUAGUCACCUAAAAUGUGAACUCUUGGUGACCUUUCUCACUCUUUUUGUACUGUCUUGAAAUAUGUGACAGUUGAACAUAAAAUUAUCCAAAAAAAAUAGUAAUAUAUUUUUAUGCUUGGAAAUAUUUCAUUGUUAUUUUAGCAGCACACAAAAACCAUCAAAUAUUGAUAUGUGAAGAAUGUUUUGUUUCGUAUGAAGACCUCACUGAGACAAGAGUGCCUAAUCAAUUUUGUUGACAAAUUCGUUGUGAUUAAUGUUGGGCAAUAAAGAGAUACGGCUUUUGCUGUCAUACGGUCAUGCGUCAUACACAAGUCUUGUUACACUUGUCUUUUGACAAAACACCAAUCUUGAACACAGUUGUUAAUUGAAGAAUAAAGAUCUUAUUUGUCAUUGAUAUUUGCUGAACCUGAUUGUAAAUAAUGCAUUGUCAUUCAAUUAUUACUCAUCCUUCAUCGGUCAUCAUCAUGUCAAGGUCACAGUGUCAGAGAAGGUCAGGGUCAGUCCCCCAGGGCAAGUUGCCUCUUUUAGUAAAAUUGGUUUUGUCAGGAAGACCCACAUGUAUGGUCUACUUAAGCCUGUCUUUUCUUGUUUGUAAGUUCUUAAGUGUAAACCAGAUUUGUUAGUUAAGACUUUUUAAAAUUAUACACAACUAUGUGUAAUUUUAUAGAUCUAGGCCAUGUCAGUGGAUGGUAGUGAGUUAUUGUUAAACUAAGUUAUCCUGAAAUCUUAUUGAUUUUAACCCAAACAGUUAAGAUCAUGAAUACAUUUUGACUUCUUUUUAUGAAUGUCAUUGAUCCCAAACUAAUUUUGACCAGUAUAUUGAUCUAAAUUGUUUUUAAAAUGGAAUAAUUUUUGGCUUAACCAAUUCACAGUUUCGUGUUCUGUGCGUUGACACCCUUGUGAACAGUGUCAAUAGCCAUUGCAUCUUAUCUUCUGUGUUUAAACAAGUAAACAUUUCACUCUUAGAAGAUAAGGUUAUGUUGUCUUCAAACUGAUUACAUUAAUAUCAGAUAUUCUUCAAAUAUAGCACUCAGUAUAUAUGUCUUUCUUGAGAGGAAUUAAAACUGUGGUAAUUUGUCAUGUCCUGUCAUGCUGUGGACAUGAGUGGCAUAUGAAGGUGACAUGUCCAUCUGUCAAGGGGCACCUGUAGGACAUUACCAUUUAUCUGCGUCGGGGGCUGACAGGCCUUGCUCGUACCAACUGAAGGAACAUUCAGUCAUAGAUUUACUUUUUGAAUAAUUCAAAAUCUGCCUUCAAGCUUUAAUUUCUACUUUAAAGAAAAUUUGGUUUUAUUUUCAAACUGAAAGGUAUAUUGUAUUACCUUGUCUAGUUUUGAUUUCAGAAAAUGAAAAUGACUUCUGUUUAUUGAAGGGAUCAUAUUUUAUGUGUAUUUUAAGACCUGAAAUCAGCGACUCAAGUUCUUCAGUUGUUUUACUUCAAGUGUUCUUAACAAUUGUACAGAUAUCUGUAUGUUAUGCUGAUCAUGCAAUUUUAGUUAUAGAUGGUCCCCAACAUAUGAUCGCCUCAAACAUUUUUGUAACAUAAGAAAUAAAAUCUUAUCACAUGUAAUGAAUGAUUAAUUUUGUGUUUUUGCAGUGAUAUUUCUUUGUCUCCAAAGCUACAAGCUCAGGAGAUAAGGUAUUAAUGCAUGUGACAUAAAGCCCUUGUUCUACACCAAUAAUCCCCUCCCCUGCCCUCACUGCUCGCCCCCAUCCCAACCCCACCCUAGCCCACCAGACAAUUUAUCACAAGCUUUACCUUACAACUGAUGAUAGUUGUGAGUCUAGUCACCUACAGUAUACAUCGUGUGUCCAGGGUAUGAGUAAUCUGUAUGCCUAACACAAACUAAUUUUAAAGUUACUUUUAACUGUUUGAUUUUAAGUAUGAUAUUGAGGAGUGUUUUCCAUGUUAGUGAGGGACAGACCAUGUGAUGUUCUGGGAGGAUGGUGUGGUCUGAGAUUUUACUGAACAGGAACAAAAAUGUCCUGGAAAAAUUUGUGUCAAGGGAUUCGGUUUCUUAUGAUAAAUUAGUAAUGCCACAAAAACUGAAUUGUUGAAAGUGCUUUUAGGAAGGUUAUUGUGGUUUAUUACUUUUUUAAUUUAAAAAAAUCUGCUUUUGAAGCUGUAGCUAGAAAAUUCAAGUAACAAUACAAAAUCUGAGCCCCUCCUGAAGAACUUCUGGAUGGUCCCUAAGCAUGUGCAAGCAACUGAUCACCAUUAAUCAAUCAUUUGAACACAACUAUAUAUUAGUGUUAAGUGAAAAAUUAUGUUAUUAGCAAUGGCAUAUUUUGCAAUAAUUGAUGCGAGGAUAUGUUGAAUAUUCCAUGUUCAAAGAAAAACACAAAUACUUCUGAAUAUUUUGUUUCGAAUCUUAGCUGGACUAAAUCAAAGUGAGUUCUAACCCGAGCCUCACUGAUGUGUACCCAACCACCACCCCGAAUAAGCAGUUUCGAUCAUGCAUUGUUUUUUAUAAUAUACAAAUUUGUACAAUAUGUUUGAAUAAAUGCUUUUGUAAAGAA
Molecule: messenger RNA, 5788 nt
Organism: Haliotis rubra (blacklip abalone)
Lineage: Eukaryota; Metazoa; Mollusca; Gastropoda; Lepetellida; Haliotidae
Product: transcriptional enhancer factor TEF-1-like
Biological process (GO): hippo signaling; embryonic organ development; regulation of transcription by RNA polymerase II
Cellular component (GO): transcription regulator complex
Molecular function (GO): DNA-binding transcription factor activity, RNA polymerase II-specific; RNA polymerase II cis-regulatory region sequence-specific DNA binding
Source: RefSeq, a predicted model, not a curated record